GCAUGCGCAGAGAAGAGGCGGAGACACACAGGGAAAGACCACAGCAACCAAACACUGCUCCUCUUUCAUUCUUACUGGAUAUGCCUUAGCUUUGUUUUCUCUCAUGUGGUAUCAAAGGACGCGCUGGCGGAACCGCCGGCUACAUGGACUGGGUUGAGGUGACUUUAGAUGCGCGCUUGUGCUUUUUAUCUUGCGGUCGAUGGCGCAGAUAAAGAGGAUGCGUGAAAGAACGCAGCCCAGCCCAGUUUUCUUCAAUGCGAUUGAACGGAGCCACACGUUUUCGGAUGAAGAUGAAGUCAGCAUGGUCUAAAUGUUGGUUUCAUCUGGACAGUUUUGCGGACAACCCGAGUCGAUGAAGCAAGUGGAAGCAGCACUAUGCUGAUGAUUGAGCACGGUGCUCAAUGAGAACUAGGAGGAGCACGGCUUCAAUACGAUGGCUGAGGAGACUAACCUAAAGACAGCUAGAUUAUGGAGGGAUGCUGCUUUGCGCUCCAGGAAGCUGAGGAGCAAUCUAAGACAAUUGACUCUCAGUACCAAAAACAGUCAAAAAAUUACUUUACCCGAGGAUAUAAAGGAGAUAGAGGUGCUCAAUCUGGGCAACAACUCCCUUCAGGAGCUUCCAGAGGGACUGGGCUCAACCCUGACUAAGCUUCGCAUUCUCAUCCUUCGCAGGAAUAAGUUUGCCACCGUUCCCUCUGCAGUAUUUCAACUUAAUCAGCUGGUUGAGUUGGAUAUCAGUCACAACUGCUUAAACUACUUUUCAGAAGACAUCGAUCUUCUCAAGGGGCUUAAAAAGUUGUGCUUCAGUCAUAACAAAAUACAAUAUUUGCCAUCUCAGAUUGGGACUUUGCAAAGUCUGGAGGAGCUUGAUAUCAGCUUCAAUGAGCUGCAUGAGUUCCCUAGGUCUUUUUCACAGCUCAGGAAGCUCAGAACACUUGAUGUGGAUCAUAACAAGCUACAGCGGUUCCCUUCUGAAAUCCUCGCCCUCAGUGAUCUUGAGGAGCUUGACUGCUCUGGGAAUAAACUAGAGGGUCUUCCGGGGAACAUCAUGAUGCUCCAAUCCAUUAAAAUCUUGUGGCUCAGCAGUACUCAUCUUUUGUCUUUACCCGAAACGUUUUGCGAGCUGCAGAACUUAGAGAGCCUCAUGCUCGAUAAUAAUUUCCUCACUAGAUUGCCACAAUCAUUUGGGAAACUGCAGAAGCUGAAAAUGCUCAAUCUUUCCUCAAACUCUUUUGAAGAGUUUCCUCAGGUUAUUAUCAAGCUCACCAGUUUGGAGGAGUUGUAUUUAAGCCGGAAUAAACUAACGUUCCUCCCUGAGGAGGUAGGACAGCUGUGCAAUCUUGCUAAUUUGUGGUUGGACAAUAAUAGCAUAACAUUUCUACCAGACUCUAUUGUAGAGCUAGGGAAAUUGGAGGAGCUGGUUUUACAGGGUAACCAAAUCGCCAUACUCCCAGACAAUUUUGGUAAACUUGCCAAAGUCAACAUUUGGAAGGUGAAGGAUAAUCCACUCAUUCAGCCUCCGUAUGAAGUGUGCAUGAAAGGGAUCCCCUAUAUAGCCGCUUAUCAGAAGGAGCUUGCACACUCUCAAAUUGCUAUAAAACCCAGACUCAAACUGGUUUUGAUGGGCCAGGGAAAUGCAGGUAAAACCACUCUCAGGCAGUGUAUUGUCAGCAAACAAUCAGACACCAAGAUGGCGAUUGGAUGUAGGGGUAUUGACGUGACAAACUGGGUCGCGGAUGCAGAACGAAGUCUUACAUUUAUUGUAUAUGAUUUAUCAGGUAAGCAGAACUAUGAUCUUAUUAAACCCUUUUUUCUCUCACCUGGAGCGCUUUAUGUUUUGGUGGUGAACCUGAAAUUGUAUACAUCAAAGAGCUUCUACUCCCAUGUCGGCAGCUUCCUCCACCUGCUCAGUGCCAAGGUGCCACACGCAGUUGUGUGCAUCGUAGGGACCCACAGUGACUUGUGUGAAGAGGUUGAGGUUGAAGAAAAGUGCCUGGAUAUUCAUAGGCAGAUUUCGUUCCAGGAAAAAAUGGACAUUGAUUGCCUACACGUGCUUGCCCUGCAGGUAGAUGAAGCCCUUGAGCAAGGUUAUGAUGUUCGGACUUCCAGCCCCCAUGUUCUUUUUUAUGGGGUCACAGAUAAAAACUUGAGACGUAAAAAGUCCCAGUUGCAAUAUAUGCUCAACAAUCGACUACAAAUCCUGUCUCCGGUGAUUGGUGUCAGCUGCGUUGCGGCACAAAGAAACAUCCAGCAUUUAAAAGAGAAGCUUAUGUCUGUCGCAGACCACAGGGAGAUUUUCCCCAAUCUUCACAGAGUCCUGCCAAAGUCAUGGCAGAUGCUUGAGGAGCUGCAUUUUAAGCCACAGGAUUUAUGGCUUUCCUGGUGGGAUUCUGCCAGGUUAGGCCUUCAGGCUGGGCUGACAGAAGACCGCCUGCAAAGUGCGCUCUCUUACCUGCAUGAGAGUGGUAAACUACUGUACUUUGAAGACAGCACAACGUUGAAGGAAUAUGUCUUCCACAAUCUACCCCGCUUCAUCGCCAUCUUGAAUGUGUUUUUCCAGAGAGACCUUCCUACGAUGCUUGAGAAGCUACAGGCUGAAGCAGAUGAUGGAGAUAAUGCAGUAUCUACUCAGAUGCACAGUCAUGUGGAGGGUUUUCUGUCACAUGGUCUGUUGCCGUCAAAUGUCAUCCGCUUGCUGCUUAAACCCCUGGUGCAGACACAGCAGGACUUACACCUGAUCAUGGAAUUGCUAGAAAAGAUGGGCGUUUGCUACUGUGUCAACAAACCUCGCUGCAAGCCACUUAAUGGGGCCACCGUCUGGUAUAAGUUUCCCAGUCAGGACAGCAACGAAGAGCCCAAACCUGAGGCCUUGGCCAGUGGGUGCUCAUCGAUCCCUGGUCAGUUUUUCUCAGUUGAGCAGCUGCAGAUUGAAUACAGGUUUCCUUUCUUCACCCCUCUUGGACUUUUUGCACGGUUUAGUGUGCAAAUCAACAGCCAUGUGGUGCAACGGUCUGAUGGAAAGCAUCACAUCUUUGCCUACCGAGGUAAAGUGCCUGUGACUGUGAGUUACCGGUCCUCUCGGAGCAGAUUCCAGCCUGAGAUCCUCUCCAUAUCCAGCCAUGCAUCCUUGCCAAAUAUCUGGACAGCUUGGCAAGCCAUUAUUCCCCUAGUGGAAGAGUUAAACGUUCUUCUGCAGGAAUGGCCUGGCCUUCACUACUCUGUGCAUGUCCUGUGUUCCAAGUGCCUGAAGAGAGGGUCCCCCUAUCCUCAUUCCUUUCCAGGAGAGCUGUUAAGCCAGCCUCGACCUGAGGGACUCACUGAGAUCAUCUGCCCCAAGAACGGCUCAGAGCGGGUCAAUGUGGCGCUAGUUUACCCUCCAACCCCGACUGUAAUCAGCCCCAGUCAUAAAUGACUCUUGACUUCACUGCACUUUCCUGUCUCCAAAAACCACUGCACCACUUUCCACUUUAUAUUACAUUACACAUGUGCACACACGCAGAAAUAUGCAUGUGUUUGUGUGCGCAAAGGUUUGACCUCUGCUCUGAUGGACCACUGGAUGCUCCACCAAGAAAGUUCACAAUGGAAGCUUGGCCAUUAUACCAGGACAUACUUGCUAUAGAUGUUCAGCUCUGACUGCCAACAAACAACGAACUGAAAGUAUUAGAAACUGUUGCCCUGACAUACUAUUUAUGUCAAUGUACAUCUGAAGCUUUUUCGGUCACCCUGAGAUUUCCUGCAAAGCCUUUCAGUUCAGUGUUCUGCAAGUUCUGGAAUCUCACAUAUAUUGCAUACAUUGGAGUGAACUGGAGUGGUUCGGCAGACUGAAUAUGGACAAGAAUGGACCGUUUUCCUCAGACAUAAGACAGACUUUGAUUAUCAAGGUUAGAUUGAUGAUUUGAGCGAGAUUGUACUUGAAAUGCAUGCCUCUGCAAUGUAAAAGGAUCUUUAAAUGACAUAUAAAUGGGUAAAUGCACCUAGCGCAAGCCUUUUGAGAGGUUGAAUGUGAAAGGACACAACUAUUUACUGGUUUUCAGCUCACUUUUUUUGGGGGGGGGGGGACAAAAAGAGAAGGCGUUUCAAGUGAUUUUAGUGAUAAGUGUCGCCAAAGAUGCAGUCUUUCUAUUUCUCUGUCUGUCGUUCUUUGUUUCUAUGCAUAAUUUUAUACCCACACACACACACACUUCAGUGCUUAUACAGAAACAAAGUGUACUUCAUAGCAUGAAGGAUUUCAUUUCAAGCAUGUAAACAUAAAUAUCAACCGUCUAGAAAAUAUCGACACAAUCUUUCUUGCACAUCUUCACAGUUUUACCGCUGGAUGCAGUUUUUGAUGCAGAAUUACUGAUGUAGAGAUGUACAGAAAUGGUAAAAGUCCAAUAAUUCAGCCAAGGAUGUCUUUUCACUUAUCUGCUCAACUGUAAAGUUCUUUGUUUUAUAUAUUAAAUUCACUGGAAAUGUUCUUUAAAAGCAGUGUCCAUAUUGUACAUAUUUGUGUAAAAUGUUCACAGGAUAAACAAGUAAUACUUUUAUAUAUAUAUAGAAUUGAUCCAUACUUCUAUUGUGCAUUGUUUCAAUGUUACUUUUUGGAGAAGGGAGAAUCUGCAAUACGCGUAAUGUUUAUUGUGAACAGCGGAUGAACUUUUGUACAUAAUAUUUUAUUUUUGUAAGCAAAUAAGCUGUCACUAGUAUCCCACGUUGUUUACUGUGCAUUGUGCAUGGCUGCUGUGCUCAAUGUCAAAGUCACAAACUGUUUUAUAAGUCAUAAAGAUGAUAUUCUUUCUCAUUAGGACCACAAGAAACACCAAAUAUAAAGGCUGGUUUCCACACUGUU
Danio aesculapii is the source of this 4828-nucleotide messenger RNA. RefSeq names its product multifunctional ROCO family signaling regulator 1 (gene mfhas1). The transcript has 3 exons. The record is from RefSeq and is a predicted model, not a curated record. Gene Ontology annotation, molecular function: protein binding. NCBI's taxonomy places the organism in Eukaryota, Metazoa, Chordata, Actinopteri, Cypriniformes, Danionidae. Bases 434 to 3412 code for a protein of 992 amino acids.